AUUCAGUAAUCGUUUGAAUGCCACGAUGGAAAGAUAUAUAUCAGAAAAUAAUUCUUUGCAUAGUACUAAAUUUAUUUGACACUCGUAUUUAAAAUACCCACAAUGAAAAAAGAAGAAAAAAAUAGUGAAUAAAAUCAGUGUUAAAUGCUCUACAUAUUGGCAUAAUUCAACUAUUCGGCUUUAUUUUCCAUUAUUUUAAACAAAUUGUGAAGCCAAGAAAGGCGUUUUAAAGAGAAAGUCAAUAUUUUUAAAAGAAAAGUUUUUUUUACAUGAUGGAAAAUCAAAAGGAAAACAUGGAUCAAACAGAAAAUGUGUCGAGAAUACCGAUAAAAGUAGAACAUGAAGGUGAAAUUGUAAGAAAAGAACCUUUUUGGGUUUUUGGUUAUGGAUCUUUAUGCUGGAACCCUGGAUUCGACUACCAACAGUCAGUUACGGGAUAUGUGAAAGGAUUUUCUCGACGAUUUUGGCAAGGCAACACAACUCAUCGUGGGACUGAAUCCAAGCCCGGACGAGUUGCGACUUUAAUAGAGGAUAAUGAGGGCGUCACCUGGGGCAAAGCUUUCUUAAUAGCAGCAGAAAACAAGGCAGCUUUACCCUAUCUUUCCACUAGAGAAUGCAAACUAGGUGGCUACAGAAUAUAUACAGUUAACUUUCACCCUCGACCAUGUCUCUUCUCUUCCCCUAGUAGCAGUAGUGAUUUCCAAACAGAUAGAAACGCACUACUGUAUAUAGCGCUGCCAGAAAAUAGACAUUGGCUCGGAGCUGCGCCGUUACCUGAUAUAGCAAAACAAAUUCUUGAAUGUCACGGAUCGUCCGGAUCUAAUGCGGAAUAUCUUUUAAAAUUAGCAGACUUUAUGAGAGACGAAAUACCUGAAGCUUUAGAUGAACAUCUCUUUUCAUUGGAAAGACUGGUUAAGAAAUUCGCAGCAGAUAUGAGAAUUUGCUUGAAGACUUUAAUGGGGGAGAAGGAAGAAAAAGAAGAACCGAAACAAGAUGCCAAGGCGGUCGUGCCAAGUUUCCAAUUCGCUUCCCGUGUGCCUGAUAAGAAAUUACGUUGCGUGAAUAUGUGAUAAUCUUUGACAUGUCUAGAAUUUUGAUUAUACCCAGUUUUUUUUUUUUUUUUUGUAGAACAGUGACUGAGACUAAUUGACUUGACUUGAAA
Molecule: messenger RNA, 1162 nt
Organism: Papilio machaon (common yellow swallowtail)
Lineage: Eukaryota; Metazoa; Arthropoda; Insecta; Lepidoptera; Papilionidae
Product: putative glutathione-specific gamma-glutamylcyclotransferase 2
Exons: 3
Coding region: 270-1070 (266 amino acids)
Biological process (GO): glutathione catabolic process
Cellular component (GO): cytoplasm
Molecular function (GO): gamma-glutamylcyclotransferase activity; glutathione specific gamma-glutamylcyclotransferase activity
Source: RefSeq, a predicted model, not a curated record